UUUAGCCUCUUCCUCUAAUAGGCGGCAUGAAGAAUGUGUGUUUUAUGUCAUCUACAGUCUCUCACAUGCGUCCUAUUCUCUCGUUUCAACUCGCGCAAGAAGUGACAGGCUCCAGCCGUGUGCCCUGACUGUGUGGUUUACGCGUCUCCGUGCAGGGCUUUUUUAAAAAUUGUAUUUGGCUCUUCAUUUUUUUCAUUGUACUCGCAUGUUCCGUUUCCAUUGGUUUUGCGUUACGCGACCUAAAUGAAUACCUGAGGAAAGAACAAGGGAGCGUGCGUUUUUUUAAAGUUGUGAAAUCCGAUAGCUGCAGGAAAGAAAAAAAAAGUGCCUGUAAUGAGAAGCAACCUUUGGAAUUCCUCCUCGUGAAAAUUCCGAUUCUGCUGUUUUCCCCUCUCCUCUUGUUUUUAGGCUUGAAGACAUGAUCACUAGCACCAGUAUUUAUGGUCUAAAGAUGCAGUGGACCCCAGAGCACACACAAUGGGCAGAGCAGCACUUUGACAUCUCAUCCACUACCCGCUCGCCAGCACACAAAGUGGAGGCAUACCGGGGGCACUUACAGCGAACGUACCAGUAUGCGUGGGCAAAUGAUGACAUCUCUGCACUGACUGCCUCCAAUCUGCUUAAGAAAUAUGCAGAGAAGUACUCUGGGAUCCUAGAGGGUCCAAAUGAAAGGGCCCUGCUGUGUUCCUACUCUGAUAGCACCACUGGACUCAUGAAUGGACGAAAGUCAGAGAAUGAGCCCUGGCAGGAGGGGAUUUACCCAAUGAACUGUGCUCCAGAUGUUAUAUCUGUGAGCAAAGCUGGAAUGACAGCUGCCCUACCCCCUACAGAUGUGUCGGCUAGCAUAGGCAGCUCCCCAGGGGUGGCCAGCAGCUUGUCUGAGCCUAGCUAUUCCAGCAGUAACUGUGGGAGCCACACAGCCACUACUCUCCACUCGGGCCUCCCCUCUCAGGAAUAUACUGCCAGCUACAAUGGCUCCUACCUUCAUUCUAGCUACAGCGGCCAGAGUACCCCAGCCCUCCCCUCUCCACACCCCUCUCCUUUGCACAGUGCUGGGCUCUUACAACCACCACCCCCGCCUCCUCCCCCUACCUUAGUGCCGAGCUACAAUGCUGGGUCUCCAAACCUUCCCAACUACAAUUACCCUCCAACAGGCUAUCCUUCUCAGGCUGCUGUUGGCCCUGGUUAUAGCCCUGGUGGAGCGCCCCCUCCUUCUGCUUAUCUGCCGUCCGGUAUUGCAGCUCCGACACCAAUCCCUCCUUCCACACUUCCUGGCUACACCUACCAGUCCCAUAACCAUACACCAAUUGCACCAACACCUUUGAAUGGCAGCACAUCCAACUCAUUAAAACGAAAAGCUUUCUACAUGAGUGGACAUGGAGAUAUGGACUCUAGCUUUGGCAAUUUUAACUACAACCAACAGCGCUCUUCACAGAGCCCCAUGUACAGAAUAGCAGACAGCAGUAUCUCAGACUCAAACAGAGGCAAUGGCUUUGACAGGAAUGCUGAGGCAUCAUCUUUAGCAUUUAAGCCAACCAAACAGCCAAUGUCUACUGAUCAACAAAGAAAAUUUAUUAUACACUCUGGCAGAGCACUAACUCCCCCAUCCUAUGGAUCAACCAAAAGCUCUGUUGGUGAUCUCAGAACUGGUGAGCCCUACAGCAAGUUUGGAUCCCCCAUCAUGAGCGAGCAAACUGAAGAGCACAGACAGCACCUCUCUCACUCCCUAACAGGGCCUGACAUUGGUACGGCUACCUCGUCUAUCCAUGCUGCAGAGGAACAACUGAAGAACAGUGACUCCAACCUGGUGGAGAUGGUGACCACAGAAAUCCUUCAGCAGGGCCCUCCAGUGGACUGGAGUGACAUCGCGGGUCUGGAUAUGGCCAAAGCAGUCAUCAAAGAGGAGAUACUAUGGCCCAUUUUAAGGCCAGAUAUGUUUAGUGGACUUGCCACAUUACCUCGGAGCCUCCUUUUAUUUGGACCUCAGGGAACUGGUAGAACAAUGCUGGCCCACUGCAUGGCCAGCCAACUGGGGGCUGCCUUCUUGCGACUCAGCAGCUCAGCUCUGGUGACCAAGUGGCUAGGGGAAGGGGACAAGAUCAUCCAGGCUUCUUUCCUGGUGGCCCGAUGUCGCCAGCCAUCUGUGUUGUUCAUCAGAGAGGUGGACCUGUUGCUGUCGGCCCAGCUAAGUGAGGAGAGCCCAGUGAAUCGCCUCAAGGCUGAGCUCCUCAUGCAGCUUGACAGUAUUCUGACCUCUGCUGAGGACCAUGUCCUUGUGGUAUGCUCCACCAAUAAGCCUGAAGAGAUCCCAGAGUCCCUACGGAGGUACUUUACCAAGCGACUGCUCAUCCCCUUGCCUGAUGGGACAGCACGACACCAGAUAAUCAGCCAACUGCUCUCACAGCACAACUACUGUCUUAGUGACAAAGAGAUGUCACUACUAGUUCAGAGGACAGAGGGUUUUUCAGGACUGGAUGUGGCCCAGCUGUGUCAAGAGGCUGUGGUAGGUCCUCUCCAUGGCAUUCCUGGUGCUGACCUGUCAAGCAUCCACCCCACUCAGAUGAGACCGGUCUCCUACCAAGACUUUGACAAUGUGUUUUGCAAAUUCCAGCCCAGCAUAUCACAAAAAGAACUUGACAUGUACACUGAGUGGAAUAAAAUGUUUGGUUGUAGUCAAUGAAAGUGACCCAUCAAACACAGUUUGUUUAAACCCAGUUAGUUGAAUACAGAAGUGUUUGGCCUUCAGUGAACAAGAAAUAUAACAAACAGUGGUGACAUGAACAUACUAUAUACAGCAAAGGGAUUGUCCUUGAAGGCUUUAGACAGAACAUGACAGUCUGGACAUCACACAUUGGUAUAAAUUAAUUAAAUGCUUUAUGUGGCUGAUGCCAUUUCCUCACUAAAACUCAACCAACUUGGAGAAGAUGCCCCCCGUUUUUGUAUAUACAUAUAUAUAUAUAAAUAUAUAUACAUACUAUUCUGCUGAUCUUGAGAUUUAGUUGCUAUCAAGUGCCUGAGGUGGUGCUGUUUAAGUUUUUUUUUUCACAAUCUUCAUUGGUGACAUGUGCUAAUAUAUAUAAAAAAAGCUUUAAAAUGAGACAAAAAACUUGCUUUCUCUUUUCCAUUAGAACAGUGUUCUACAGCUGUGUCUGUUUCGUGCUCUCUGUGAACAGUUGUGGUUAAUUUGAUCUUGAUUAAAUUUAUUGACAUACAGUUGGGCUUCAUUACCGUACACAGAUUUUAUGUAUGUGUAAAUCCUUGAAUUACAAUAACACUGACAUACUUUUUUUUUGCUGAUACAAUACGAUUUGUUUUCAAGCAAACUAAAUUUGGUUGCUGUACUAGCCUCUCCACAAUAGAUGAAAUUACAAAAACAAACAUUACUUUACAAUGUGACUUCAAUCAAAACAAGACAUGAAUAUAUAAUUGCUGUUAAGAUAUUGUUACAGUAGUAAUUUACAGUGUUUCACAUAAAUGUAAAAUCCUACCAUUAUUUCUUUUGAUGUUCUCUAUUGGAAAACUCAGGAAAGUGAUAAUGAUAUGUAUAGUACCUCAUAAGCUUGUGUCGAAGCACUACACACUAAAAGAGCAUUUGGCUUGCAUUUGAAAUUCCACCAUCAAACCAUGUAAAGCUAUAUAAUACCUCAAAAAGCUCAAAAUGAAAUGAGAAGGUUCCUACAAUGAAUGUAUGACAGUAAUUCUGGUUUAUUUACAAGACAAAAAAGUCAUUCGUUUGGGGUUCUUUACCAUCUAUAGUUUGUGCUGAUGCAGAGCUGAGAGAAAUCCGAAAGGUUCAGACAAACAUCUUGGGGUUGAGGAAGACAACUGCCCCGAGCUAUUUCAUUCCAUCCAGCUGCCGUUUUAUCAUUAAUGAAACCUAAGGAUUAUGUAUAGCCUAAGUUCCUUUCUACCUCAGUUUGUUAGUUAUCUCUGAAAGACAAAUUCAUGAAGACAGCAAAAUGUCAGCACCUGUUCUGCCUGUUUGAUGAGGAAACCUUUUGAGAGAACACCAAACGGUAUUUUGUUGUGUGCAAAAUCUAUUAGCUUUACAUUUUGAUAACUCCCAAGAACCCUGUUUCUCACCACAUAAUGCUCUUAAAGGGGAAUACCACUGAAUAUCGGGUUUGGGAUACGCUAUGCCUUUGCCUUAGGACAAUUUGGUCUGUAUUAGCUGACAUUCACCACUGGAUCUUGUUGCCAUUGCUUGUUUGGCCCCUGAAUCUGUGAUGUCAAAUAGAAAAUCUAGAUGUGACAGUAUUCGCAGUGAUGUUUGGGAUGGAUUUUCUGGCUUGAAACCAAUUCUAUUAUUUUAUAAGUUUACAGAAGAAUUGGUUCGACUGUUUUGGGCCAUAAUUGUAACAUUCAUGAAUUGAGUGGCAUUCCUUUUUAAGAACAUGUCUUGAAGGCUAGUCUCACUGUACACAAAACUGUUAUUUUCACUCUGUUGUCAUUUUCACACUUAAACUGUUCUGUUUACAGUGCUAUUAAUCACUACUUGAUGCCAUUAAUCAGUACAAUUCCAUGCAACAUUUUUUGGCAAUGAAGGAGCAGGACUGACAGCUGAAUUGGCAAGUAAAAACGUUAUUGAAUGUAUUAUGUCCUCUGAGCAGUAAGGAAAGAAAAGCACUCGCACAUUGAAAAAUGCCACUGAAGUAGAUAGCACUGUAGGUGUAGGCGUAUAAUACUGCAGAGGCACUAAAGGACCUUGUGUUUGUUUUUUAAAGGAGGUCCCUUCAUGUUUGAUGCCUAUUGCACAUGUUUUACCUGUUCUUUUUCUGUUGGACAGUGUGCGUAUUGAUCACUGCCACCUGGUUUGGUAUCAUUGACUCUUCCAGACCUUAAUUAGGAUGUAUCCAGAGCAUCCAGACAAUAUCGGAGAAAGCUAGCAAGCUUGACAACAUUAAUAUCUUGUUGUAGUUUCACAUUAUCUGUGUUAUAUAUUUAUAUGUACUCCAGUCGUAAGAUGGGUGACAGCAUUUUCAUUGAAUGCACACUCACUGAAGUUAUUGGUAAAACGUUUGCCUCAACCCCACACUAUUUGAUCAACCCAGAAGCAGGAUUAUUAUUUGUUAAAUUCAAAACAUUGACCAUAAGAUACAUUUUGUCCACCUAUAAGUAACUGAAAAGAAACACUGUAGAAUAUGAAUGCCCAUUUAUAUUUGUAUCGUUUUCUUAGAUUGUAUGGAUGUGGGUCCUUUGAUUUUAACUUCAAAAUACUUUUCACAAUUGACUGGGUCACUUCUAAAGAUGUAUUACCCCAAAGUUACAUAUCUUUAAUAGAAAACUUUAAAGAGGUAUUCAUUGUUUUCAUUCAUGCUGUUCAAAAGAAGUUUGAUUACACUUAGACCAAGCUCUUUUUUUUCUGCGACUUAUAGGUCCAUAUAGCCAAAUUUGUUUUUAAGUGUCCAUUUGGAAGCUUCAAGAAAACCAUGUAGUUACACAGGAAAUUGGGCCUUUAUUUGAAGUAGUACAGUAGUAAGUGAGAAAAGAGCUUAAACAAUUCAAGAGCGCCUCUUAAUAUUGUCUCAUUUAAUAUUACACUUUGAGGUGUUUAUUGGUUGGUAUUUCCUCGAAGCCAAAGCAAAACAGCUUUCUUAUCAAUUUAAUGAUUUGUUCUAAGAAGUUGUAAGGUUCAGUGUAAGCUGCAGAUAGUUGACACUGGCAAAUUUAUAGCACUCUCACAGGGCAUUAUUAAGUUAUUUUAUGAUGGUAUAUCAAAAAUAUUCUCAAGAGAUAUGUGACUUUUGUUAAGCAUUUUCAGUUUGUGAACAGUCAUUCGGCUCUUCCUGAAGUACAAAUAGAAACAUUGCUAAUUUGUUUAUCUUUAAAAAAAAAUGCAACAUAGAUAUUAGCAGAAAAUGUUACAUGCAACCCAGUGUACUGUCGCACUGGAAUAUCAUUUCUGCAUCCAUGAUUGCUAAUUUUAAGAAGUAAUUCUUGACAAGAAUGCGAUAAGAAGCCUCAAGUGCCGUUAACAAGUGUAGAUUUCACGAGUUUAAGAGGUUGACUGUUGAUGAACUGACAGAGAUGUAGGUUAAAAAGGGGAAAUGUUCCACUCAAAUUAAGUAGUACUUGCAAUCACUCUGAAAACAACAGAUCUCGUCACAUAUUAUCUUCUUUUUUUUUUUUUGCUUUUUUAAAUUUGUCUCACUAACAGUGCAAUAGAGCACAGUGUAACACAAGGCACAUGGAUAAGAAGUUACAUUUGUCUGUUUUUAAUUGUCAUCACCAGACAGUUAAAACCUAGAUCUGAUAUGAGAAAAACAAUUACUCAUUUAUUUAGAAAGGGUGUAUAUUUCACAUGCUAUAGCUGUUAUCAUUAAAAAUAGUCUUUUGUUGUUGAGGGCGAUGUAAUGAAAGGGCCAACAGUCAUAAACAACACUUGAGCAGAACCUAUAAUAAGCACAUCGAGUCUCACAGUGAUGCCAACUCAGUCACUUGAAUUGCUUUUUUUCAAAAUCUGUCAGUAUUUCUGUGAUUACAUUUUGUUGAGAACUGCUUAAGAUUUUGAUUCCAUCCUUCUGUAGUUUUAUAGUGUGGCUUCUUUAUAACCAUUUCUACCUCAUUGCUACAUAUUGUACAUGUAGUACCUAUGUCCUGUCGUUUUGAAUGUCAUGCAUUUGUGGAUAAAAAGUUAAAACAACAACAAAAAAAUUUAACAAAAAUAAUAAUAAAAGCUUGCCCUUGAAUCAGAGCAGUCUACCUCAAAAAGACUGUCUUUACACUGUCAAGUACAAGUCAAAGAAAAAAAUAAGGCACCUUGAAGGCAAAGAUGAAGUUAACCUGCACAUACUGACGUACAGUUUAUUUACAAUACCAUGUUUCCAUUAAAUUGUUGUGGGCUGUGUAGGUCUUCUACAAGGUCGCCAAUGCAAAUUAAUUUACUAAAAAGUACAGUAACAAAUUGCUUUAACCCUUUGUUAAUUGUUGUAGUGCGCAUGUUAAUGUGUAUGUAUGUGCACUUGCAAUUCCACAUGCAAGUAUGAGGGAUAACAUUAAGAUAUGAAAAAUCUGAGUUUUUACUUUUCAUAUACAUGUACAGAGAAUAAACUUGCACAUAGCUGUACGUAUUGUACAUUUGCUAAUGAUAUACAGCAUACAUACGAAAAAUGCACCACAAACAUGUUUAUAUGUGUGUAUGUAUUGCCAUACUUACAGUACAGUCAGUUUAAAUGUAUUUUAAUUUCAAGGUACAUAAAGGUUACUGAAAUACUGAAUAAAGAUGUUUUCUUUUUUUCCUGAAAACUGGAUGCAUUUUGUACCUUUACUUGAUUAAAUUUGCAAUGGUGUUAUUGAUUUAAGCCUGUGCUAUUUCCGUUUCAAGCUAUUUUCUUGUGGAAGACAAUGUUCAAUCCAUGACAACUUGAAUCAUAAUUUCUUUAUUUAACUGGUGUUAUAGUGAGAGUAAUUUAGUUUGCAGCAGUUUACAGAGGCUGAUUUUAAGGCUUACUUUUUAUUACACUUCUCCCACCAAUACACCUCUCAUGAUCCAUAAUAAUUUAUAAAUCCAUACUGGCUGUUUUUAUUAGAAAAUGAAUUAACAGCCAUGCUUAAAAUUCCUCUUUCAUGGUAUCAUUAAGUAGUAGGUGUUAUAAGCGUGGGAAGUUUCUGUGCAAUUAACAUGAAUGAGAAAAGACACAGUAUAUUGUGUCAGUGUUGGUAAUUCUCUUUUUUUAUCCUGUGAGUACACCAAUAUGAGCUGUGGGUGCAGUUCAUCAUUAGAUCUAACUCAUAUAUUUCAUGAUUCUUAACACGGGGUGAAAAACACAGAAAAGAAAUCUAAUACAUUUUGUACUUGUAUUAUGUCAUUUAUGCCAAAUCAUUUGGGGAGACAUCCAUACUUUGCACUGAAAAUUGUAAAUAAAACAUGUUUUCAUUUCCAUAGAGCUUUUCUAAAUAAAGACUUGAGUUGUACAUGA
Dicentrarchus labrax (European seabass) is the source of this 7919-nucleotide messenger RNA. It is a transcript of the gene fign, whose product is annotated as fidgetin. Gene Ontology annotation, molecular function: microtubule severing ATPase activity; ATP hydrolysis activity; ATP binding. The record is from RefSeq and is a predicted model, not a curated record. NCBI's taxonomy places the organism in Eukaryota, Metazoa, Chordata, Actinopteri, Moronidae. The transcript is spliced from 2 exons. The coding region runs from base 419 to 2680 and encodes 753 amino acids.